AUUAUUAGCUAUGCAAAAAUUCAACCUGAUAGAUUUUGGGAGGAACUUUGAAAAGACCAUGAAUGAAUGUGCGAAGAAAACUUGUUAUCACAAGACUCACGGGACAAGUCAAGUCGUCUGCUUUCACACUUCGCAGAGUUCUCUUCAUUGCCUAUUUAAUGAGUAGAAUUAUGGCUGAAAUUGACAUCGCAAAGGCGUUACAAACAGUCAGAAGCAAGAUCAGCGCAGCAUCCAAGCCACAGCAGAGACUUCAACCGCGGCUUGUUGCUGUUAGCAAGACCAAACCAAAAGAACUCAUCAUUGCCGCUUAUCGGGAAGGCCAACGACAUUUCGGUGAAAAUUACAUCCAAGAGCUGAUCGAAAAAUCGAACAACCAGGAGAUUCUGCGUGAGUGUCCGGAUAUAAAAUGGCAUUUCAUCGGACGAGUGCAAAGCAACAAAGUGCCGAAAUUGGUUAGCGUACCCAAUCUGUACGUCGUCGAGACUUUGGACUCAGAAAAACUGGCAGCUGCUCUGAAUCGAGGAUGGAGUCAACGUAACAACCCCACACCAUUGAAUGUCAUGAUUCAGGUGAAUACGAGUGGUGAAGUUCAGAAAGGUGGUGUGGAGCCUUCAGAAACUGCAUCCCUGGCCCAAUACGUGGUUAAAGAAUGCGCGAGUUUGAAGUUCUUAGGGAUCAUGACAAUUGGAAUGGCAAGCUACGACCCUAGUACGGGUCCUAACCCCGACUUUGUGAACUUGGUAAAGUGUCGAGAUGCGAUGUGUGAGAAGUUGGGUCUGGACAGUGGUGAUAUUGAAUUGAGCAUGGGCAUGUCAGCUGAUUAUGUGCAUGCAAUUGAACUUGGAAGCACGAAUGUAAGAGUAGGGAGCACUAUUUUCGGCCAGCGCGACUACACUGCAAAGAAAUAGAGGCAACUUUCGAGGUACGCCGUGUGUCGUGAACAUGGAAGCAAUUAUGUUGUACGAUAACGAAUAAACAUUGUGAAUUGUUUCAUUACAAAGAACAUGAACUUGCAGUCUGGUUCAGUUAUGUAAGAAAUACGUAGCUCUACCAGAAACCAAUUGGCAUGCUCCCACACCUUUCUCAUUCGCUAAUUAAUCCCUUUUAAAUCCUCAUAAAAAUCACUUAUAUCCAGCCAGAAUUUUUAUACAGUACAAUAUUUUUGCUGUGGCAAAAUAAAACAUAAAGAAAUAAUAACGCAUAAGAAAUAGGGUCCUCGUACUGCCAAGAGCAUCGCAACGUCAUUUCGAAAGACAACAAUAGAAGACGUGAGAACAGCCAUUAUCUGAAAUUUGGCAAAAUAGUUUAAAUCAAUCUCUCAAUUUGUAUUUUUGGCAGCGGCGAGUUAUUAAAUAAAUCAAAUAUUGCACAUGGUAUUAUAA
Messenger RNA from Ornithodoros turicata, 1382 nucleotides. Its product is annotated as pyridoxal phosphate homeostasis protein-like. Bases 63 to 908 code for a protein of 281 amino acids. Gene Ontology annotation, cellular component: intracellular anatomical structure. The transcript has a single exon. Gene Ontology annotation, molecular function: pyridoxal phosphate binding. The record is from RefSeq and is a predicted model, not a curated record. NCBI's taxonomy places the organism in Eukaryota, Metazoa, Arthropoda, Arachnida, Ixodida, Argasidae.